Desarmillaria tabescens is the source of this 1084-nucleotide messenger RNA. RefSeq lists its product as uncharacterized. Lineage: Eukaryota; Fungi; Basidiomycota; Agaricomycetes; Agaricales; Physalacriaceae. The record is from RefSeq and is a predicted model, not a curated record. Bases 1 to 996 code for a protein of 331 amino acids. The transcript is spliced from 5 exons.
AUGGCUUUAAGGGGACGGCUCCCUCUGCUCUUAGGCCCUCCGGGGUCAGUUGAGAGUCUCUUCCAUGACUUUCAAAAGGACGAUCGCUUUACUCUGAAUCCCAAUAUCGUCAAAGAUAUAUGGAUUAAAUCUGGAGGGCUCCAGUCCUCAAAUGACAGCCAGAAUGUCACCUUUGUUCAUUGGCAGCGGAAUACCAUCCAUGAGCUGUACGAAUGGUUUGGCCUUCACCCCCCAUACAAAAAUAUGCUACAAACGCUUCAGGAUCCUGACGCCCACGACGCUGCUGCUCUUCUCUACUAUAACUUCCUUGGCUAUUCUGGCCCCGUUUAUAUUUACUCCAAAGAAGACACUGCUGACUUCUUGACGGCAGAGGGUGUCCUCAACACGCCAGAUACACUUCAAUCUGAAUAUCAGAUGUCGUCAGCAUUUGUGAACGGUCUUUUUGCAAACAAAGCUCCCUGUCAAAUUUCCUACACCUCAUCUACACGCUUUGCCUGGACAAGGAAUUCUUGCAGGAUGUAUGCAGCAGGUCUACCGAGACGGCACAUGUUCCUGUUUGUGGGCAUCAAGGAUGGUGGGCAUACUGCCCAGGGGUUUAUGAAUCCGAGUUGUCAAGGAUACUCUCCAGUUGGCUCGGCUCGUCUGACUCUUGAUGGAGUCCACCCCAAUAUCAUUCUCACCCAAGGGACACCGACAGAGCGUACCAUUAUCCUGGAGGUGGCGGAAUAUUCAGACGCAACGUCCGUCCAGUCACAAAUCUUGAGGGCAGUCAAAUAUAAGGACCUCCUGAGUGCGGAUGAAGCCUGGCUUGUUCACUUUACACGUGAAGAUGAUUACGAGCCAAUAUGGCAGUCGUCCGACGAAUUUGCUGGAGGCAUGAAUGUCGUCCAUUUCCAACAUGAUGCAUAUUUCUCCAAUGUCGUAAUGAGUGCCAGAUGGCGAGAUUCGAAGGGUCAAGAUUGUCAGAUUAUGAAAGAGAUUAUCGAAUUGAAGUGACAGAUUUAUAUCAGAGCAUCAUUUCCCUGACUCGCAGGGGUUGCCAGAAGCUAGCAUUGUAGGGUAAUAUGUUUUAGCGUUAAGGAUG